CGUUAAAUAUAUGUCACAAAAUGUACAAAACGUAGAUGAUACAUGAUGGAAAUAUAUGGUCCAGAGGCUUCUGGGAAAACAACUCUUGCUUUACAUGUGAUUUCAGAGGCACAGGAGCAAGGAGGCUACUGUGUAUUUGUUGAUGCUGAGCAUGCUCUCAAUAAGGCACUUGCAGAAUCCAUUGGUGUAAAUACUGAAAACUUGUUGCUUUCACAACCAGAUUGUGGUGAACAAGCACUUAGUCUUGUGGAUACCUUAAUCCGUAGUGGUUCAGUUGACGUAAUUGUUGUUGACAGUGUGGCUGCUCUUGUUCCUAAAGGGGAGCUUGAUGGUGAAAUGGGGGAUGCACACAUGGCAAUGCAGGCUAGGUUGAUGAGCCAGGCCCUU
Arachis duranensis is the source of this 387-nucleotide messenger RNA. Its product is annotated as DNA repair protein recA homolog 3, mitochondrial-like. The transcript has 3 exons. The record is from RefSeq and is a predicted model, not a curated record. Lineage: Eukaryota; Viridiplantae; Streptophyta; Magnoliopsida; Fabales; Fabaceae. Gene Ontology annotation, molecular function: ATP-dependent DNA damage sensor activity; single-stranded DNA binding; ATP binding. The annotation marks the transcript as partial. Gene Ontology annotation, biological process: DNA repair.